Sinocyclocheilus anshuiensis is the source of this 3928-nucleotide messenger RNA. RefSeq names its product sphingosine kinase 2-like. The coding region runs from base 1222 to 3813 and encodes 863 amino acids. The transcript has 7 exons. The record is from RefSeq and is a predicted model, not a curated record. Gene Ontology annotation, biological process: positive regulation of apoptotic process; phosphorylation; sphinganine-1-phosphate biosynthetic process. Lineage: Eukaryota; Metazoa; Chordata; Actinopteri; Cypriniformes; Cyprinidae. Gene Ontology annotation, cellular component: intracellular membrane-bounded organelle; membrane; cytoplasm.
ACAGCUCAGGAAAGCUGGAGAACUCGCCAUGUAGGGGGGACAAAAAACCCCAGGGCUCCUUUCACAUCGGAUAAAGAGGUUUACCAUGACUUGAGACCCUGUUCCAGCACUCCUCCUCUUUCUGUAUUCUGUGUUUUAUUUAUUUUCCUUUUUGAGGACUAUCUUGCAAGGAUUGAAGAACAGAGUUCAGCGUUCAUGGAUAUCAAAUCCUGGAUUUUCUGGCAUUUUUUUAUUGGGUGAGCUAUAAUACAUGAGUUCCCAGCACUACUACAAUCUCUGACACUGCUUUGGACCUAAACCAGAAGUGACAUCCCUGGUCACCUCUAUCACUUCCUAAACCUUGUUGUUUUUGGAGAGGAACUGUAUUUUUAGUCAACCACCACAAUAAGGUUUUGUUUGCUUAUUCUCAAACACUAUCCUCGGCCGGGCCGUUACCUCUGCUCUCUGUGCUUUGUUUGUCACUGAAUAUUUUCGUAGCAUUUAUAGGAUUAUUAUAACCUUAGUGUGUGUUUAUUUUUAGUCAUUUGUAAGUUCCAUGUUCUCUGACCUUAAGACAAUGCAUUGUUAAUUGAAAUUGUGCUUCCUAUUUUAUUUAAACAAUUUGUGAGAGUGGAAAAUUGUUCAAUUUAGUAACUUAAGAAAUUUUGUUUAAUGAUUAUUUAUGUAGAAGCACACACAUUUCCGUUUAACCUUGACAAAGGGUAAGCCUUUUCUCAUAUUGUGAUAUUUUGCCAGUGCAGUCAGACAAAGAGAGAAAAGCAAAUAAUCUGGCUUCUUUGUGCAUCUUAAUUUUUAAAACAAAACUAUGAUUUUUGUUGAGAUACUAGCAAUACUAAACUGGAAAUCUCUUUUGUGUAUUGUGUUUUGAUCAGAUGAUCAUAAGAGGAUUUAGCAUUGUUUCCAAGCAAAAUGCACUGAUGGAAAAGAUUUAACACUAUCAGGGAUAAAAAAGCCUGCUGAUGUUUUUUUGUGUGUUUUGAAAAGACACCUGUUGAAGCACUGUCAUCAUUUGUAACUUGUUUAACCUUAAGUUUAUGCAAAAGCCCAUGAUUUGGGCUUAAAAAAGCCGACACAUUUUAUCUCAGAACAACUAGUGCUUCUGUCCAGAAAGUCAUCUCUGCAAAUCAGAAGAAGGACCUCUUCAUGAGGCAUUCAAGCUGUUUUGUCCAAAUAUACUUUCUGCAUCCCAGUGGCACUACCUUUUGAGCCCAGACAUUGAAAAUGCACUCCCCAGGCCCAGAGAGUCCAUCUAUGACUGAGGAGGCCCUGCUGCACGGACAGUUCGGCGGUUGGAGCAGCGGAGGGGGAAGUGGAAGUAACAGCAACAGCUGCCCCAACAGCCCUGGAGGUGUUUCUUUACCUUCCAGCCCAGCCUCCACCAACUACGCCCUGACCCUCACGCCAACCCACAUCCAUGUCCAGCGGUUGUCUCCACGUGCAGGGAAGCAGUCCAGGCUGAUCCUGCCGCUGGCGGAACUGACCGGAUGCAGCUGCCCGCGUUCGCCGGCCCCUCCUUUGCUGGUGCUUUACUGGUACCCUCCGGGUCGUCGCCGCAAAGGCGUCUCCAGACAUAGACAGGUGAGGGCGUACUUGGCGGAGAGCAGAGUUGAGGUGGAGAAAUGGAACGCUGCUGUACAGAGCCUGCUGAGGGGAAUGGAUGUCAGCUCCACCACAGAAUUUUGCAAAAGCAUGUUGCCCCGUCCCCGUCGACUGUUGCUGCUGGUCAAUCCAUUCAGUGGCCGGGGUCAGGCAAUGCAGUGGUGUCAAACGCACAUACUUCCAAUGAUAAGAGAAGCCAAUGUCAGCUACAACCUCAUACAGACAGAGCGUCAGAAUCAUGCACGUGAGCUAAUCAAAGAGAUCUCGCUACCAGAAUGGGACGGAAUUGUCAUUGUUUCUGGAGAUGGACUCUUGCACGAGGUGAUAAAUGGCCUGAUGGAACGGCCAGACUGGGAACAAGCAAUAAAAACCCCUGUGGGAAUCCUGCCUUGUGGUUCUGGAAAUGCACUUGCUGGUUCAAUCAACCACUAUGCAGGAUAUGACAUGUGCCUUCGGGAGCCUCUCCUCCUCAACUGCUGUUUUCUGCUGUGCCGGGGUGGGGUUAAACCGAUGGACUUGGUGUCUGUUACAACCAGCCCAUGCGCUUCAUCCACAACCAAUCAGAAUGGGCACCCACCUGCUCCCAGGAGGCUUUUCUCUUUCCUUUCUGUGGCCUGGGGUUUUGUGUCUGAUGUGGACAUAGAGAGUGAGCGCUACAGAGGGCUGGGCUCAGCACGGUUUACACUUGGAACACUAGUGAGAUUGGCUUCUCUGCGCUCUUAUAAGGGCCGUCUUUCCUACCUGCCACCCGGUGUGGUCAACCCGCCCCCCGAUGCCACACCUCAGCCGCCCCGCAGACCACUGUCACGCAGCAUUACCGAAGGUUUGGAGGGAUUUUGUCGCACUCCCAUUCACCGGACCUGCUCCGAUAUGGGCCUGAGUGAACAAAGAAGUCUCCGUAAAGGAGAUGGGGAAAGAGAGAGGGAAAGAGAGAGGGAGAGGCAGGAGAGAGAGCGGGAGAGGGAGAGGAGAAGAGAGAGAGCAAGAGGUGUUGGAGUAGUGAGAGCUAGCAGUCUCGCAGAAGACCGAGAGAAAGAGGUGGAGGCAGAAGAGAAGAUGGAGGAGACGUCAGGGACCAGCUCGGAAUCAACUGAAAGGGAAGAGUGUGACAACAUAGCCAGUAAUAAUGGAAACAGGGAAGAAGAGAAUAAACCAGGUGGGGAUGAGAUGGAUGGAGAAGAAGUGACGAAAGCAAGAGAUUCGAGUGAAAGGGAUGAGGCAAACGAAUGCAACGAGAGUUAUCAAACCACUCCACCUGAGAUGCAAUGCACACUACGUAAAAACUCGGCCCCUUCUAGCCAGAUAAUCAAUGCCUUUUUCAGCCAGCCAAUUGGUGCAGAACCUGACCAAGACUUGGAGCUGGCAGCCUAUGGCAAGGAGGAUGAAGACAUAAAUGGCACCUACUUUCAGAGAGAGGCAUUUCCACUGGACAAGUCUCGAGAGCGAGCCCUUACCAUCUCAUCUUCUCCAUUCCGUCAGUCUCCUUUCAAAGCUUUCAAAGCUAAAACUUUAGACCAGAACCAGAACCCCUCACGGCCACGACCCCUCUCUCUUCUCCACCAAUCACAUUCAAACUCUCUCCCUCCAAAAUUUCCGUCCCUCUCUCUGUCCCUUUCCCCGACCCCUCCUUCGUCUCCAUCUUGUGCCUCUCCCCACUCUUCUUAUCUCGCGCCACGUCCCAACACUCCCAGCUCAUCUUCCCCAUCGCCUUCUUUUCAUUCACCAACCCCUUCCUUCAACUUUGACCUUGCAGAGCCCGCAGGACCCCUGAAGAACCGCCCUCUCAUGACAUCCUCCUUCAACCUGCCAGAGGAUGAUCUGCUACCUCCUUUGGACCAGCCUCUCCCUACACGCGACUGGGUCACUAUUGAGGGCGAUUUUGUCCUGGUGCUUGCCAUCUACCAGAGCCACCUGGGAGCAGAUCUUCUCGCUGCGCCUCAGGCUCGAUUUGAUGAUGGGCUGAUCCAUCUGACAUUUGUGCGGGCUGGUAUCUCCCGAGCUACACUGCUUAGAUUGUUCCUAGCAAUGGAGAGAGGAGCCCAUUUGUCCCUUAGCUCUCCCUACGUUAGUCAUGUUUCUGCUCGGGCGUUCCGCCUUCAGCCACUUUCACCACGAGGAACCCUCACUGUAGAUGGAGAGCUGGUGCCCUAUGGGCCACUCCAAGCACAGGUUCAUCCCUCCAUGGGUCGUUUGAUUGUUGGGACUGUGGAAUAAAGAUUACAAGAUUCUGACCUGUUUGGAUUUGAACGGGCAGGGAUUAGCGUGACCCUUUGGAUUAUAUAACAUUUUGCCAUCCGCAUAUUGGGGGGGGGGGGAGAACCAGAAAGCA